Messenger RNA from Ornithodoros turicata, 2922 nucleotides. RefSeq lists its product as uncharacterized. The record is from RefSeq and is a predicted model, not a curated record. The coding region runs from base 1466 to 2086 and encodes 206 amino acids. NCBI's taxonomy places the organism in Eukaryota, Metazoa, Arthropoda, Arachnida, Ixodida, Argasidae. The transcript has 3 exons.
CUCCAUAUACCCUGAUGUACUACGAUGCAGCUUCUGUAUCGACUUUCUUACAUGCGCAUAUGCAUCCAAUCUCAUAUCAUGCUGUCAGCAUGGCACCUACAGCUAGUACCAUGGUUACCCUGAGAAAAUGAAGUAACGUGCGACUCCUCCUUAGGGACCCCUGAGGGAGUUGUGACGACACCAUAUUUGCCCGUAUGCUGAUUUCCUCUACAGCUGCUAGGUUACGCAUGCAGUUCAGUGUCCGGGAGGGGCGAUCUUUUCAUUUUCCAUUCUGCGGGGUUAAUCAUUUAGGGGUUCCUUAUGGGAGUAGCACGUCAUGUGGCGAAUCCAAUUUCUUCCCUUUUUUUACGUUCAAACUCAAACUCAAAAUAUGUAACGUCUAUUUGAGCACUCUGGACCUUCCGUGAAACGUGUCCGAUAAGAAUGUAACUCAUAUACACUUCUGCGUACGUGCUACGUGGCGUAUACGCGUACCACGGUAACCCUUAUGUGGUAUGGUAUGGUAUGGUAUGGUACCAAGGGGCAAACACUGUAAAGCCUUACGAGGUUUCCCGUGCCGUAUAAAAUCAUGCCUUUUUUAAAGGCAACACAGUUUAGAGUGGCCAAUAUCUUGCGUUUUAGUAACAGAAGGAGAGUCUUCCCAGCCGCUUGGCUGCUCUGGAUGCGACAUCCACAUCAUGCCUUAGAAUCGUAUCUUAUCUUGAAGAGUUCUAUGAGAUAGAACUUGGCCAUAGUUGUCUCGCGACUGUCGCAUUUCCAAGUCCAAGAGCAACAGCAUUCUUCAACAUGAGAAAUUCGUUCGAAAAGUUCCAGUAGGGGGAAAUCCAACAAGCCUGAGCUUGGGCAAGUGAAUGAAGGGAAAGAUCCUUUCCCUUGCCUCAAGCUCAGGCUUUUUCACGAGCUUGCCUGCAUUUAUGCUAUUUUAUCGAGCACUGCACCGAGGAGAUGAUAAUGCAAAAUCAUCUCCGUUAUAAUAUUUCAAUUCAAAAGCUGACAAGUUUCAAACAGCAUCGACCUCGGUGGCCAUAGUUGGCAACGCGCUCGCUCCCCAAGGUUGUGGGGUCGAUCCCGGCCACCAGCAACUGUAGGACAGUGACAUGGCACAACUUGAGACACGUCGACGUCCGCGAUCACGCGAACGUUAAAGGGACGGUCUCGUACAGCCGGGGCGAUUCCGAAACUUACCCAAAACUAUAUUCAUGAGUGCUCUACAAACACAACCGUGAAAGUUUCAUUCGGAAUAACGCAGCCGUUUUCGAGGAAUUUGUCGAAACACAUCGUAAUAGCAGACGACGGAACCUGCGCUUCCCUCUCAUGUAACGUCACGUAUGACGUCGACCCGCGGGUGGCUCUGGUAGUGCGCCCAUUGGCUGAGCAGAAAAGAAAGCAGCUGUGUGCAUUUGGCGCGGUUGCCAUGGCACUUGUAAGUAGCUGGGCUCGUAGGUAGUUGACGCACGACGUAGUCAUGUCUGACAGCGAAUUUAGCAAUAGCGACGAAUCCCUGUCGCUCAGCGGUGACGAGAAUGAUUUCAUUGACGUCGAUCGGCUGAAUUACGAGGAUAUCGACGAUCCUUACGAGGCUGACCCUUUGCCACAACAACGUGGUCAACAAGUGGAAGUUGUAGACGAUAUUCAACCGAUUGACUUUAGGUGCAUGUGUAGCCACUGCUCGCCGCAGGAGGUUGACGAAUAUGUGUGUUGCAUGGCUGUUGAUCGCGUGGUGCCUGUUGUUAACGGCGCCGGCGUUCGCUGCAUCACGCAACAUGUGUUGUUCCCCGACUUCUGUACACGCCGGGAACUUUUGAUAGUCAACGGCGCUCCGUAUCGACGACACAGCCGUGAGCUACGGCCAUCCGAACGACAACAGGGGCAUCAGAUAUGCAGCAUACGCAUGUUUCACCAAUUGGAUAUGGGGGUACCUUGGCCCAAGGAACAGGCGUCAGAUUCCAGGCUGUGCUGUGCGCACUAUUCGGAACCUGUUCCCAUCUGCCACGUACACAGGCUACUUCCCGUGAAAUGUAAUGUAUUGUUUUUGUUACACAACUUUUUAUUUGCAUUCAAGAAUGUUAUGUUCCCCGGUCCUUAGAUAACAUUUCAGCAUUUUGGCUCUUCAUCCUAUGCAUCACAUGCGCCUGUCACCAUUUAAUUGGUACCGAAUGGUUACAGGGAUAAAAAAUUGUUGCCAACACCACUGCAGGAAGAACAUGGUCUUGGAUGGACUUCUGAAAGAUGCUGUCCUCGGUAUCCACCCCAGGAAGCAUUGGAAGGUUGUCAACCUGGUGGGCAGAGGCAUUCCGUUCAUCGUCAUUGUGCCAGGAGGAGAUGACAGACACAAAGAUCCACAUAAGCUGAUCUACGUCGAGAUCUUCACUUACCCCUCGUCUAAGGAAAAAAAAAGGCCCUUUUCAGGGCCAUCCCACAUGUCUGUAGCAAAGACCGUGCCUCUGCAUAGAACAAACCCUUAUCUUCAUUACUUUGCAUCAACAUUUCUAGGAGAACAUGAUGGAAAUUCCCACAAAUAGGGAAAGCUUCAAUAGAAUACCAGUAUGACCAAUAGACAGCUUUACGCAAACACGCAAUGCCAUAAGAUUGGAGCUACUAAUUCUAUUGAUGAACAUAGCAAAUUUCCAAAUCUUUCUCUCACACACUUUUUUUGCAUUUAUCUACUACACAUGCAUUGUUUCUUGCAGGUAUCACCUAUGCAAUAGUGCGUAGUUUGUCAAAUGAAUAUAGGAGCAACUUGUCUGAAGCAAUCAGGUAGGAAAUUUUCACGGCUUACAGUGUUAGGAACCUUUGUAGUCUGGUGUCAAUAUAGGUUGCUUUCCAUGGUUGUACCCAGAGGGUGGGCAAGGAGGGGUUAUGGCCCCUCCCUGGAGCUUCAAUAUCACUUCUGAAAUUUGUUUACUUCUUAUCCAUACAGGG